Messenger RNA from Exophiala xenobiotica, 729 nucleotides. RefSeq lists its product as uncharacterized. Lineage: Eukaryota; Fungi; Ascomycota; Eurotiomycetes; Chaetothyriales; Herpotrichiellaceae. The record is from RefSeq and is a predicted model, not a curated record. Gene Ontology annotation, cellular component: membrane. The transcript is spliced from 3 exons. The coding region runs from base 1 to 729 and encodes 242 amino acids.
AUGGUUGAUCUCACCGUCGAAGAACCACCACGUCCUAUCUCCCGGUUUUCCACGUCCACUUCGCUGAGAAUGUCUACGACUGUCGACAUGCAGGUCGUCCCCAUGCCUCGCUGGUCCACGGCUGUAGGCUGUGCAAAAGUUGCUCUGGCCGUGGUGGUUCUUGCCUUGACAGCUGCGGCUGCCUCCAUCUGGGGAGGUUACGAUGCAUUCGCUGUCACUCUGUUCACAGCAUCGGCUAGCCUCGUCAUCUUCGUCUACUACUUCGUCGCUCUGUCUCGUCGGCCCGCUCUCUACCAUCCGUGGGUAGUUCUGGCGCUCGAGGCCUUCGGCGUGAUCUUUUGGCUGACAAGUUUCGCCAUGAUGGCACAAUGGACAAGCGUUUACAAUGGCUGGUGGUAUGGCGAAGGAGACAGCUACGGGUUCUGGGAUGCACCUUUUCGUCCUGAAGAUCUGGGCCUGGCGAAGAGAACCAUUGUCAGAAGAAGUACCAACAAGUACCACGCCGGGGUUGCGCUGGCUGGCACUGCUGCAGGAUUGAGUGCAGUGGAAUUCAUACUCUACACCCUGACUCUGACCGUUUUCGGAAUGUCCAUGCAUCAACAGCGAAUGGAGGCUGCACGCACAAGCAUUGCAGCCGCACCCACGACGACUCCCGCGGCUGACGUCGAAGCUGGCACAGAAGACAAGGCAGCGGAGACAGAGCAUGAGCCAAAACCUGUCACUGUUUGA